UACACAAGGCCGUAAUCUCUACCGUAUAUAGGAUGGGUACGUCAAAUAAAAAAUGUUAUUGAUGCGGACGUGGAUGACAUUUUAUCGCUGCCACGUUGUGGGGAACUUGGAAGAGAGGCUGCGCUCUAAUAUUUUCAAACGCAGUUAUGGCGGAUACAGAAACAGAUUCUGCUGGUGAAGGUACGACUUUACCAACAUUUCAUGGUAAUGAAAAUGCAUCAAGCGAAAUUGAAGGCGAUAUACACAUUCCAGUUGCAUCUGAUGACGAGGAAGAGCUGAACACUUUAGACGAACCAGUUUCUGUAACUUUAAAAAGAGAUUUUAAGGCAGUUGGAAAAAAGUUCUUUCAUGUUCUCAUUCCCAGGCAAAGCAAGACUUUGUUAAGAGACUGGGAUCUAUGGGGACCAUUGUUACUUUGCAUUUUGCUAGCAGUAAUGCUACAAGGAUCUCAUGGUACAGGUUUAGCUGGUGGAGAUGGAGGGCCUGAAUUUGCAGAAGUGUUUGUGAUUAUAUGGUUAGGUGCAUCAGUAGUUACAUUGAAUUCAAAAUUACUUGGAGGGAAUAUAUCCUUCUUCCAAAGUGUUUGUGUCCUAGGCUACUGUGUUCUUCCACUAACAGUUGGAUUAGUAAUCUGCAAAAUAAUUUUAUUAGCCCACCAAACAACAGUUUUAUUUGCAAUCAGAUGCUUGAUUGUUUUAGCAAUGUUUGGCUGGUCCACCUUUGCUUCAGUUGCAUUUCUGGGUGAAAGUCAGCCGCACAAUAGAAAGGCUUUAGCUGUAUAUCCAAUAGGACUGUUUUAUUUUGUGAUCAGUUGGCUUGUUAUAUCUCAUACCGGAUGAAUUGUUAUGCUGAAUUAGAUCAAAGUUUGUCCUCUAAGUAACAUCCAGGGCAAGACGGUUCCUUCUGCCCUCAGUAAGAAUUACUGUCGUAGAAUGAGGGGAAAUGGCCAAAAUUAUCUCUUAAUUCAGUUUAAUUUACAGAAUGUGAAAACUCAUAUUAUGCAGUGGUUGAAAAUUAGAGAUUAAAGUAAAUUGUAAAUAUCAUCGACAAACAUUAACAGCAUCAUACAACCGCUUUAAUUUCCAGCACGUUGAAAUGUUAGAUGUAAACUUGUCGGUAUGUGCAAUUGUGAGAUAAAGUUGGAAUCUUAAUGCUUGGUUUUUAAGCAAAAUAUGGUCUGUGAUAGCAUCCCGUGGUAGGUAUCACUCAUGCAAAUAAA
Messenger RNA from Rhopilema esculentum, 1219 nucleotides. RefSeq names its product protein YIPF6. Gene Ontology annotation, biological process: endoplasmic reticulum to Golgi vesicle-mediated transport. Lineage: Eukaryota; Metazoa; Cnidaria; Scyphozoa; Rhizostomeae; Rhizostomatidae. The record is from RefSeq and is a predicted model, not a curated record. Gene Ontology annotation, cellular component: trans-Golgi network; membrane.